Arabidopsis thaliana (thale cress) is the source of this 1078-nucleotide messenger RNA. RefSeq lists its product as hypothetical. The record is from RefSeq and is marked reviewed. Bases 81 to 308 code for a protein of 75 amino acids. The transcript is spliced from 3 exons. NCBI's taxonomy places the organism in Eukaryota, Viridiplantae, Streptophyta, Magnoliopsida, Brassicales, Brassicaceae.
CAAAAAUGGAGACGACACAACUUGGAAGAGAAAUCAACUCGAAAUAGCCAAGAGAAUGUUCGUAAACCCCCUCAAAUCCGAUGCUUCCUUUGAUUCCAACCUCCAAAAGCCCAUCUGCUCAAACGAGGAGUAUUACAAGACUUUCAGCUGUCAAGAGACAAGGCCCGUUUUACUAUCAGGUUUCAAGAGCUCAUGUAGAUAAUGAUGACGUCUUUCUGCAAGAAGCUCUGGCUAGAUACAAAGCAUUUCUUAUAAUUUUGGUUUUCUCGAUAAGAGAGGAAGUUGUUGUUUUUGUUGUCUACUCUUGAAGCUUGAUCUGGUUUGAAAUUCAUGUUCAAAAGAAGAGAAGAGGCUGUUUCUCAAGUGGUUGACGAGAAAUAGAUUGUGUUUUGUCUUCUCUGUUUAGAAGAAUGCCUGCUUGGUUAAAAGAGGUGAUGAUUGAGAUUGAUCUCAGUUGAGGAGCGUGGAGUUUUUGCUUGGGUUAAUAAGCACCUUUGGUCUGUGUUGAUUGUGUGUUUCCUAGCUUCAAUUUAUCCUUGGAUGAAACACAUAAUCAACAUGAGGGAAAAGAACUAGCAUCAUAAUGAUGAAUAUGAAGAUUGGCUAAGAAUGAGAAGAAGAUGAAGUGGCGUUUAUCAACUCUGUCUUUGUUAAUUUGGAGUUGCUAUUUAGCUUGGAUUUUAGUUCUGAAAGAUGUUCUGAAAACCUGAAAGCAAGAUCUUUCCAAUGAUAUAAAGAUCGCGUUCUGGUUCCUUGUGGAUUGUUUGGAAAUUGUUCUUAAAGUUGGUCUCUCGCAGGUCGACAUGUUUUUGGAUCUGUCGUGGAUUUUGGCCAUAACUUUCAAACCAUAAACUCAAAUCCAGAUCCGUUUUCUCCUAUGGCUUCGUAUGAUUGAUGUUGUUACUGCAACCAAUCCUUAGAAUUUACUGGGUUAGUUUGCUGCUUUGUUUGUGUUCUGCAUCAAAACAGAUUGAAUCUUCUUUUGUGGUCUAUGAAGUUUACAUAUCAAGAGAGGAUGAAUCAGUUCUGCUUUUCAAACCAUGGUGUAUGCUUCAGUGUGGAGAAGUAUUUGUGACCU